This is a messenger RNA of Rhipicephalus sanguineus (brown dog tick), 6772 nucleotides long. RefSeq names its product 3-phosphoinositide-dependent protein kinase 1 (gene Pdk1). The transcript has 13 exons. Gene Ontology annotation, molecular function: protein serine/threonine kinase activity; ATP binding. Lineage: Eukaryota; Metazoa; Arthropoda; Arachnida; Ixodida; Ixodidae. Gene Ontology annotation, biological process: intracellular signal transduction; peptidyl-serine phosphorylation. The record is from RefSeq and is a predicted model, not a curated record. Bases 489 to 2186 code for a protein of 565 amino acids.
GCACAGACCAACAAACUCUCUGUGCCCGCCCGUGCAGUUUGUGCCCGGCUUCAUCGCUGCGUGGAAGUGUGGUUGUAAUUUCAUUCAUGUGAAGCGGCGGCAUUCGUGUGAGCCCUCAAAGGAGUCGUUCGAAACAAGGCAAGACGAAGCUGCGACUGCUCGUACUUUUCGAUCGUGUUUUUUCGUGGUUCGGUUUCAAGGCGAAUGCGUACUGGCGGGUGUGGUGGUGUACGGGCACGACUACUACACCGGCGUAGCACAACCGGGGCGAGUACCGAGCCAGAUCAUUCCCUGCGUGUUGUGUUCCUGUGCGGGUUGCGACGCUCUCGUGUCGUGGUGUCCUCAACCCGAAGCGUCCACCCGAACCCUUUCUUCAAGUACCACAACCGACGACUACGACCGCUAACCAUGACUUCUUGUAGCGGCUAGCGGUAGCGACGCCUUGAAAUAACCGAAAACUCCGCCAGCGUCUACCCGCAAACCGUAGAAUGUCAUCUGGUACUCCUUCAAUUGAGAGGAGCGUGAAAGAAUCUGCCGACAGCCCUACAGCCGGAACCGCCACGAUGCCGACACCAGUCACCGGUGCCGCCGCCUCGACGGGUGCCGCGGCUGCACUGUCCAACAACGUGGCGGCCGCGUCCAAGGAUGGCGCCGAGGAGCCCAAGCAGCCCGCCAAGAUGUGCGCCAACGACUUCAUCUUUGGCAAGCUCAUUGGCGAAGGCUCGUUCUCCAUGGUGUAUCUGGCCAAAGAAGUCCGUACCAAUAAGGAAUAUGCAAUCAAGGUGUGCUACAAGCAGCACAUCAUCCGCGAGAAGAAGCAGCGAGCCAUCAUGCGCGAGAAGCAGAUCCUGCGGAUACUCAGCGCUCGGCCGCACCCCUUCUUCAUCCGGCUUCACUCCACGUUCCACGAUGCAAACAAACUCUAUUUUGUGGUUACCUAUGCAAAAAACGGGGAGCUCCUACCGCACAUUGUCAAGUAUGGGUCGUUUGAUGUCGACGUGACGCGAUUCUACACGGCCGAGAUCAUCUCGGCAUUGGAGCACCUCCAUUCUUUAGGCAUUGUGCACAGGGAUCUUAAGCCUGAGAACAUUCUUUUGGAUGAGCGAAUGCACAUUCAGAUCACUGACUUUGGAUCUGCGAAGAUUAUUUCUAGGGAAUUCUGUGAUGAGGUGGACAUUGGGGAGAUCGAGCUCAACGGUCACAACUCCUUUGUGGGCACGGCGCAGUACGUGUCUCCGGAGAUGCUCUCGGACAAGAGCUGUUCACCCAGCAUCGACCUAUGGGCUCUGGGUUGCAUCGUCUACCAGAUGAUCUCCGGCCUGCCUCCAUUUCGAGCAUCGAACGAGUAUUUAACGUUCCAGAAGAUUCUGAAGCUGCAGUACGAGUUUCCCGAUGGCUUCAACCCCGUGGUUAGGGACCUUGUGGAGAACCUCUUGGUGCUGGACCCCAACCAGCGGCUGGGCGCGGCAACCAGGGGCGGUUACCCGGUGCUCAAGCAGCACGAGUUCUUCACCGAGGUCCGGUGGGAGAAGCUUCCCGAGAUGGACCCGCCCAAGAUGCUCCCAUUCCUGCCCGGCACAUCGAGCAACGAAGAGCUGCGCUCCCACUACUGCGUCCCGGACGACUUGGAGCCCGGCCUCGACGACAAGCAGAUGACCCGCCUGUUGGGACUCGCAUUCGACGACGACGCGCCCGUGUCUCCGCCGGCUCCCCAACAGCCGCAGGCGCAACUGCAGCCACAGCAACAACAGCAACAACGACCGCAGCAGCGCAUUUCCCGGACGCAGCUGCACAUCUUGGACUUCGGGCCCGAGGAGCACAACCGGCGGCUCCAGAAGCAGGCCGAGUCCAAUCCGUACCACAAGUUCGUCGAGGGAAACCUCAUCCUCAAGCAAGGCCUCGUUGACAAGCGCAAGGGCCUGUUUGCGCGCCGGCGGAUGCUGCUGCUGACGACGGGGCCCCACCUGUACUACGUGGACACCCAGGCGAUGGUGCGGAAGGGCGAGAUCCCCUGGUCCCCCGAGCUGAGGCCCGAGCCCAAGAACUUCAAGACUUUCUUCGUACACACGGUGAGCCCCAACCGAACCUACUACCUAGAGGACCCCGAAGGCUACGCCCUGGCUUGGUGCAAAGCCAUUGAGGAAGUGCGCAAAGCCAGCUACAACCAAGCUGAUGACGCAUCUUAGUGAUGGCUUUAGCCGGCCAUUUCUUACUGGCUGUCCGUUGGCUCGUGCCUGUUUUCCUCGUCUAGAGUGGUGAUCGUGGAGAGACGUCACCGCUCCAACCCCGCUGUCUUGCAAGCUCUCUUCUUCUUCUUCUUCAACGAGUGUGUUGUGCCGAGGUGCGGACUGGAGUGUACAGUGCCUGCCAACAACUGCGAUCGUGGACGCGCGAACCACUUCUCUAGGACUCUUAAAAUAAGUCUUUCGGAACGCUUUUUGUCCGUAGGAGCAAGAAUCGUGACGGCUUUCUUUGUAAUAUUUAUUCCUGCUUUCGCUUCGCGAAAACGUUUUGAAGUUGAGCUGAACAACGAUGUUGCUUUGUCCAAACUUUGCUCCCCGUAAAAUGUCCUUCGUGCUAGCGGUUCCAUUGAGGUUCUUAACGAGACCAGCGGACAACUUGGAAAACUCUGUAAGCCUUGGAAAUGUUUUCCCGUAGAAGUCAUACUUAAACGGUUUUUCGUUUGAUACAUCGACUCGUGAGAAUGUUUUGGAGGUUAGCCGAACAGUAGCGGUGGCUUCGGUUAUACCUUGUUCCCCGUAGAUGUUCCCGUGGAAACCAUUUUGAAGCACUAAAGGUGUCUUAGAGGCUCGUAAAGAAAUCUCUGCAGGUGGCCACGAGAGGCUUAAGUUUAGGCUUAAGUUCUCCCUGCGUUUGUCGCCACCAUCACUACCUUAACUGCGAUUACCUUGACGUCAUUACUUCGUUUAUCGAAAUGUACAAGCAAAAGUUCUAUUCUUGUGAACACUUUCAUGACAUCAUAGAAAAGGACAUUCAGUGACUUUCUUCAGCCGCUUUCACUAUAAGAACAACUUGUCAAAAAUGCGGUGAACGUUUUUUAGAACCAGCAGAAGACAUCAGCUGUUAGCUUAUAAGUUAUUUUCCGAACCUCUUGCGACCUUCUGCUAUGGUUGUAGUUCUGCAAUGCGUCGCAUUGUUUGGUUCCUUGAACAUGUCUGGUGUUUGCAGUUGCCUGCCCUGAUGCCUCUUAGGAAUAGUAGUGUCUGACUAUUUUUUUUGCCAUUACGCAUGCAUUUCGAGUCUCUUUAGCAGUUCGUGCUACUUUACCCCCCAUCUGUAUCUUCAGAACUUCGACAGCAUUUAAUGCUUGGCAGAACAUUGCUCGCAAAAUGGCUAACGAUCCUUGUGACCAAUUUAAUGAUUACAGUCUCUUAUGUUAUAUGAAUGCUUGCUUAUGCAUGAUAGAAGCUUGCAAGCAAAAUGGCAAGUGGUGCUUGCGUGCCACCUCAUUAGGAAGUGAAACGUGAGCACUACUCAUGUGCAAGUUGCAUCUUGCAAUAUCAUGGUCCAGGUAGAAUUAUUGAGGGGUCAAGCUAGCAUUUUAGAAGAGCUAAUGGCCCCAAAUCUUGGAUGUCAAAAAAAUUUGAUGUUUCGUAAAUGUUCCUCGUCUUCGGUAUCGUCGUAACCGGUAACACCGGCGUGACCUGGGGCUGGCUAAGUUAAAUGGUCUGUGGGUAAGGGCACCCAAAUCGCCCUUUGGUAAAUGACCUUUGAGGUAAAUUUGAGGUAAGUGGCCUUUAGGUCAACGUGGCUGUGCAAGAACUAUAUGAGAGCAUAACUUUGUUACGAUUACUUCUCGAACACCUCGUAUUGAGUCAUUGUGUAACUGGAAGUUGCUACUUCGAUUGAACUCAUUCGCUGUAAAUGACAUUUAUCCUGUCUAGCAUGAAAAUGUACGCAUAACGGCUCCUCCCAUGAGACGUGUACAUCGAAUCAUACCAUGCCCAAGGCCGUUAUUCUUGAAAAUUAAUUCUCCAAGUCACUUCCUUAGUUCAAGAAAUAGUGUGUCCACAUCAAGUCAACGCAAUACGUUGUCAUGUCACAAGUUGCGUGCUGACGUCUCUGUAUGGUGCGCAGAUUUACUGUACUUUCCCAUUCCGUACGUGUUAAUAGAAAAGCCAUGCUGUCCCUUCGCACGACUUUUUAAUCUAAAGCAACUGUUAAUGCACGUUCGUGUCUUCACCUUCUUGAAAACAGUUGCGUGCUUUUCGAUGUUGCAUUCGCUGAUGCAUUAGCAUUUGCUGAUGGACUAGCAUUCUGUGAUGCGCUGGCAUUUGGUGAUGUACUCAGUGGUGCCAUUUAGUGGUGCAGUAACGUUCGCGAAUGCAUUAUCAUUUGUUAGUGCGUUAGCAUUCACUUGGCAUUCACUGAUGCAGUGGCAUUUGCUGAUGUUCUAGUGUUCAACAAUGCCAUUUGGUAGUGCAUCAGCAUUCGGUGAAGCAUCAGGAUUUGCUGAUACAUUAGCAUCUAGGGCACUAGAAUGAAGCAAUGCACUGGCACUUGGUAAUUAAUCAGGAUUAAGUGUUGCGCUAGUGUUUGGAGAUGUCAUUCAGUGAUGCAUUAGCAGUUCUUGAUGCAAUGGCAUUCGCUGAUGCAUUAUCAUUUACUGAUGCAUUGCCAGUUGUUGAUGCAUUAGCAUUCACUACUGCAUCAGUGAUUGAUGGUGUUGUGUUCCAGAGGUCAGCUAUGUGCUGUCCCUUUCCACAAGCUUUGAAGUCGCCUCUCUGGCAUGAUCGCCCUCACCUUCACAUCGAAGCAUUGCUUACGUCUUUGGCGAGAUAGCAUUACCUAGCGCACAAUGUUGGCAACUUCUAUGCAGUAAAGUUUCGAGAGGAUGCAAGCACAGUAAUUUCGAUGCUGGUCGCAGUAUUGCCAUUUCUGUUUGGCAAACACUUCACUGAUGCAGAACUUGGAAGUAUUUCAGAAUGUGCCAAGUAUUCCUGCAAGUACGUUUAAGAAUAACUUUAAAGUCUAAACUAUAAAUAAGAUAUUUCUUAUAAAUUCCGACUUGAUAAACACAUCAGAAAGACAUAGAUGUACACUGUGCAAAUUUCAGUAUGCCUUGCAAAAAAGUGCCAACAGCAUUAAGAAUAGCAAUCAUCUUGAAGAGAUGAUGCACAUUAAGUUUCACAUCUCAAGAAGGACAAGGCAUUCCAAGAUUUCCACAUUUCAGAUACUGCAAAAACAGCAUUCCAAAAAGCAUACAACUUUAAGAUCUACGAAGGGUCUGGUGCGGAAAGCUACUUCAUUUGAGAUCUUUGCCAGAGAUCUUUCUCACCACUUCGUUGAUCGCAUAUUGUCGACCUCUUCAGUUUAGCUAGCAGAGAUAAUCUGCAGCGACUAUCGCUGGUUGUCACGUCUCAAGCAGUGGGAUGUUGCGGAAAGAGCAAGUUCGUAGAAGUUCAUUCUUGAGAAGGGUCCUUUGAAGUCCGUGAAACUUUCUUAAAGAAAGUCUAGAGUAAAACUGGACUGCAUUAAAAAGUGUUGUUACUGACACUUUAGAUGCGGAGCAAUCUUCACGUCCAGGUGUGGCAUCAAGAUAAGCGCACGUACACGUCUUCUUGUGUAUCGUCCCCGCUUGCCACUUGUCAUCUUAGUAUCUUUGCAAGCACUGUUCAAGACUUUUCAGAAUAAAGAGCGCGUUGAUCAUCACUGGAGCUUCUUCGAUAUUACAGACAUUUGAAAUCGACUCAGUUGUAGCAAGAUUUUCGUUGCGGUCAGCCUUGAAGUUCUCUUUAUGCCAUCGCUUAUGUAACAUGCAAAUACUUCUUUUCACCAACUAACAAGACUAUGUAAGCGACAUCUCGUCACCACUGACGGCUUACACCGCGUUUCUUCCAAACCUGCAAACACGAGCAAAUCUUUCAGUAGCCGUCGUCACGAACGUCUUAUCUUCUCGUAUUCGACGUAUUCGCACAUUGCGUUCGAUAUGCAAAGUGCCCGGAGGGCCAUUGGCCGCUUGGCCAGUUUGCCUUGGCCUACAGUCGUGAGCGAUACGACAGGGAACACUAAAAUUGCCUUUGAAAGGUCAUAAAAGCUAGAUGCAGUCGGCAAACGCAAAAUUCUUCAUAACACUAAAUGCUCAAGCGGAAAGGUAUCUCUUGCAAUUCAGUAGGCCACGUUCGUACCGGUAAAUUAGAGAUAAUCGUUGAUUAAACACAAAUUCAGUCUUCCCUCUAGUAUAACUCACGACUGCACCGUAUUAAGAGACCCCUCUAACAACACCACUAGCUAAUUAUUCUCUUCCGUUGUCUGUCGCACAUUGUUCUGUCGGAUCUUGUCACGCGUCUUGCGCAUUUCGAGCGUGUCGUCGACGCCUCCACGUCCACUCUAGCCCUCGGGGAAGGCGCUGUAAAUACUUUGCGAGCCAACAUUCUUUUUCGACUUGCCGGCGGAGUGGCUGUGUUCACACUAGUUAGACAAAUUACAAAUUCAAGACUGCUAAAUUAAAAAGGAGGAGAAACGAAACGGAGGAAGAGAGUGUUUUAUACUUUUUCCAGAAAUGCAUCAACUGUGUCCGUCUUUUACGUUCCUUUUUUUUUUCAAUACGAGUGUUGUGUUUUGAAGUGACGUGUCACGAUGGUGUGACGUUGGACUUGAGAGAUGGACUGGUGGACCGAAGGAUGAUGGAUGCCUUUGUCAUCGUACAAAAGUGCUGCGAGUGCCUGGAAGGUGUGUUGUUUGUGAAGAAGAGUGUGGAAACCUCCGAACAGUUUUUUUUUUCUUGUAAUAAAAUAUAAAGGGAAACUCU